CUCGAUACACUUUUGUUAUUUUUGGCGUGCCAUAACUUCACGUACGUCAUACGUUGCGAAGCAGGAAAUUGAGUCUUUCUGAAAUUCUCACGGAAGAAAACCAAAUUACAUGGUGAAAAUGGUAAAGACAAAUUUAGUAUUUUCGACUAUUACAUUGAUCACAUUUCUUGGUCUUGCCAAAGGAACAAUAAUAUCUCCACCUGAUGGUCAAAAAUUUGUAUUUUUGCCUGGAUCUUCUCACAAUAUAACUUGGACAUUAAAUAAGAUUGGAAACUUUCUUUUUCGGAGCUGGACCUUUAGGACAUUUGACACUCCUUCUUCUGCAGCUCAAGUAAUUGUAAGAAUAAUUGAUGAUAAAAAACCACAUUAUCGUACAUCAGUCCUUAAGUCUUUGGGUUUAGAUGUUGAAGUUUUUAAACCUGCAACUCUAAUGUUAAAGAAUGUUACUCAAAGUUACAUUGGUGUUUAUAAAUUUUCUAUCCAUGCUCCUGCUCCCUUUGGCUCAUCUGUUGAAGUGUUUAUUGCAAUGAAACCAAAGGUAGUAAUUAAUUGUUCAACUCCUCUGGUUGUGAAUGAAAGUGAUAAUGUAUCAUGUGUAUGUAGAGGUGAAGGAGGUAUCCCUCCUGCUAAUGUCACAUGGUUUGAUAAAGAUAACAACAUAAUUGGUGAUGUUGGAGUUGUAAAUAAGACAUUAGUAAUCACUAAUGUUGCAGUGAAUGAUGGUGGAACUUACACAUGUAAAGCACAAAGUUAUAAUGAUCCACGUUUUAGAGAUCAGAAGUCUAUUGAAAUAGUAGUGCAAUACCGACCACGAAAAACCAAUAUUACCAUCAGUCAAAUGCCAGCCACAAAAGGUCAAAAUGUGAGAAUAUCCUGUGAGUCAGAUGGGCAUCCUGAACCAACCUACACCAUUUACCACAAUGGUACUGAUAACACCUCUGUUGUCAGCAAUGAAAAAACACACACAAUUCAUUCCGUCAACUUCAUUGAUGCUGGUUCAUAUCGUUGUGAAGCAAAGAAUAAACUGGGAAAUGAUUUAUCUGAGGUUAAAAAUCUCACUGUCAACCGAGAUAUAAAUCCCACUUCCACUAACAACGAAGGUAAAAUUAAGAACCUCAGUUUAUCACUUGUUGGACUUUUAUUUUGCAUUAUGUACGAACUUUCUUGGUAGCAAAUGGUGAAAGACCGAUGUUUAUCUUAUUGUAAUUAGCAUUAGACUUCUUGAAUGCACUUGAAUACCCUUAUAACAAUAAAAUUUCAGUAAACAACGAAGAUUGCUCUGAUUACAUAACUUUUUACUGGCUCGUGUGGUAAAACAAAGACUGGCAAUGUCUGCAUGCUGCAUUAACCAUAACAUUUUUUUUUAUGAAUAUAUAUUCUUCAAUGACUAUCAGUAAAAAUAUGUUUAACUUAUCUGUAUUCCCCAGUAUAAUCAUUAAAGUGUUUAUAAACGUAAA
This is a messenger RNA of Xenia sp. Carnegie-2017, 1457 nucleotides long. RefSeq names its product junctional adhesion molecule C-like. The record is from RefSeq and is a predicted model, not a curated record. The coding region runs from base 110 to 1171 and encodes 353 amino acids. The transcript has 5 exons. Lineage: Eukaryota; Metazoa; Cnidaria; Anthozoa; Malacalcyonacea; Xeniidae.